CCUGGGAACAGUGAGCAGCCAGUGAAGCAUCCAGCCUGCCGAGCGAGCUUGCGUUUAGGGUCAGGAACUGGUCUGACUAGAGAAUGGCAAUCCUGCCUUUAAAGUGUCUAUAGAAGGUGUUGACGAUGACUCGACCACAGCUCCAGGCCCAAAGGCGAAACCCUGAACCAGAGAAUGUGAAGACAUAUUUCAGGACAUUGUGAGUGCCACUAAAGAUGUCUGAUAGUGUCGAUAUUGAAGAGAAACCACCAGCCCCCCCCUUGAGAAUGAACAGUAGCUCCCGAGACUCUUCAUCAGUGAAUCACGCCUCUAAACCGCUUCCAAUGGCUCCCGAAGAGAAAAACAAGAAGGUCCGCCUGCGCUCCAUCUUCCCCGGCGGAGACAAGACAAACAAGAAGAAGGAGAAGGAGCGUCCUGAGAUAUCUUUACCUUCAGACUUUGAACACACUAUUCAUGUCGGCUUUGAUGCGGUAACGGGAGAAUUCACGGGCAUCCCAGAGCAGUGGGCACGGCUCCUCCAGACCUCCAACAUCACUAAGCUGGAGCAGAAGAAGAACCCGCAGGCUGUGCUGGACGUCCUAAAGUUCUACGACUCCAAAGAGACCGUCAACAACCAGAAAUACAUGAGCUUCACCUCCGGAGACAAGUCGGCGCAUGGAUACAUCGCAGCAAACACUCUGAACCGGCUGCUGUCAUCCGGGCCUCCUGUCAGCCUUAGAACCUGCAGCGCAUUAUUUGACAAGGGUGCCAAAACGUCAUCGUCAGAGCCCCCCAUCGCUCCACCUGUGUCCGAAGAGGAGGACGAGGAAGAAGAGGAAGAAGAGGAGGAGGAGGAAGAAGAGGAUGACGAUGACGAGUUGCCCCCCGUCAUUGCACCCCGGCCCGAGCACACCAAAUCUAUCUACACUCGCUCCGUCAUGGACCCACCAAAGCCUCCCUCCCCCGUGAAAGAAGUGGUGACGCCACCCGAGUCACAGGUCCAGCCCGAGAACACGUCCAACACCAUGUACCGCCACACCGACCGCCAGAGGAAGAAGUCCAAAAUGACAGAUGAGGAGAUCCUGGAGAGACUCAGGAGUAUCGUGAGCGUGGGGGAUCCCAAAAAGAAGUACACACGCUUUGAGAAAAUAGGACAGGGAGCGUCCGGCACUGUGUACACCGCCAUCGACAUAGCAACUGGCCAAGAGGUCGCCAUCAAGCAGAUGAACCUGCAGCAGCAGCCCAAGAAAGAGCUGAUCAUCAAUGAGAUCUUGGUGAUGAGGGAAAACAAGAACUCCAAUAUAGUAAACUACCUGGACAGUUACUUGGUGGGAGAUGAGCUCUGGGUUGUGAUGGAGUAUUUGGCCGGCGGCUCGUUGACAGAUGUAGUGACGGAGACCUGCAUGGACGAGGGCCAGAUCGCUGCGGUCUGCAGGGAGUGUCUUCAAGCUCUGGACUUCCUCCACUCCAACCAGGUGAUCCACAGAGAUAUAAAAAGUGACAACAUCCUGUUGGGUAUGGAUGGAUCAGUCAAGCUUACCGACUUCGGCUUCUGUGCCCAGAUCACUCCAGAGCAGAACAAGCGCAGCACGAUGGUGGGGACGCCUUACUGGAUGGCACCGGAGGUGGUGACUCGGAAGGCUUACGGCCCAAAAGUGGAUAUUUGGUCUCUAGGAAUCAUGGCGAUAGAGAUGGUGGAGGGAGAACCACCCUACCUGAACGAGAAUCCACUCAGGGCUCUGUACCUGAUCGCCACCAAUGGGACUCCAGAGCUGCAGAACCCGGAGAGACUGUCGUCUGUGUUCAGAGACUUCCUCAACCGCUGCCUGGAGAUGGAUGUGGACCGCAGAGGCUCUGCCAAGGAGCUGCUCCAGCAUUCCUUCCUCAAGCUGGCCAAGCCUCUAUCCAGCCUGACGCCUCUGAUUGUAGCCGCGAAGGAAGCCAUAAAGAACAGCAGUCGCUAGGGCGUGCCCUCUGUCCGCACCCAAGGCCCGGAGCCCCGUCUGUGUCGUGUGCGUUCAUGGGGCCGGGAUCUGGGUGUAUGAGGGGCGAGUGACCUGAUAGUGAUGCCACAGGGAGGGGGGAAGUGUGACUUGCAGUGACGGCACAAGAAGGACUAAAGACCCCCGAGCCUCGUACGUAGGAUGGAUAUCUGGCCUUGCAGCCUCUCGGCCCAUGCUGCUGAAAAGACCUUGCCUCUUUGUUUACUUUUCCAACACUCCAUCACAAGCCUGUGUGUGUGUCUGUGUGUGUGUGUGUGUGUGUGCGCGUGUGUGUGCGUCCACAUGUUUGUGUCAAUCGUGUUGUUAAAGGAGGCCGUCGCUCCCUGAAUCCAAAAAAAAAACCUCAGGAGUGAUGAGGAGACACUGACGAAAGCGAGGACGUGCGACGCUUUGUUUUCUUGCACCUGCAGUGACCAGCUGAUGUGAGAGAGAGAGUGACUCCUGACCUCCGACCUUUGCCUGCAUGACUACGGCUCUGUGCAGAAACACCGCUGCUCCACUGCAGUUUGUUACAUCUCAACCUACGUGUGUGUGUGUGUGUGUGUGUGGAGGGGUGCAGCUACACUGGGGAACGUCAUGAAUAAUUUCACAGGACCUCGCUCAGCUUUAAACCUCCCUCAGUAAUCUGCUACAGGUCAUGUGACCCAGCUCCUUAGAAAUAACAGAAGGCCAUGAAGGUCACGCAAGACAAGUAACGACCACAACGUCAAGUCCAAGUGCAGAUCACGAUCCCAUUUGAAACAUGUAAUAAAACAGACAGUUUGAAGUAG
Molecule: messenger RNA, 2752 nt
Organism: Solea senegalensis (Senegalese sole)
Lineage: Eukaryota; Metazoa; Chordata; Actinopteri; Pleuronectiformes; Soleidae
Product: serine/threonine-protein kinase PAK 3
Exons: 16
Coding region: 216-1943 (575 amino acids)
Biological process (GO): regulation of actin cytoskeleton organization; regulation of MAPK cascade; protein phosphorylation
Cellular component (GO): cytoplasm
Molecular function (GO): ATP binding; protein serine/threonine kinase activity
Source: RefSeq, a predicted model, not a curated record